Molecule: messenger RNA, 573 nt
Organism: Haemonchus placei
Lineage: Eukaryota; Metazoa; Nematoda; Chromadorea; Rhabditida; Trichostrongylidae
Source: the annotation of a GenBank genome assembly
UUGCAUUCUGAGAUCCAUUAUACUUCCUGUCGCUUCAGCCUUUCACAAGCGAAUGUCGCCACAUCGCCACUUCGAGACGUGCCAUCACUACCUUCUUCGUCGUCGAUUUCACAGUCAUUACUAGGUCUACGGCCGUCACCACCUUUGAAGGAUCUAUCCGGAUUGCAGCGAAACUAUCAGCCGUCGGCGCCUCGUACGCAACCGUCUUCUGGUAGCAAGAAAGGCGCUCAGCCAAGUGCUGAUGGUUUCUUCCAUUGUCGCCUGUGUGAUAAGUGUUUCGAGAAGGUCAAGGUGCUGGUAAAUGGACCCUACCACGUCAUACCUUUUUCAUUCCUUCUAUUCCAGUCACUUAACGCCCAUAUGAAGUCGCAUGCAAUGAAAGCACGAGCUGAAGCUGAAGCGAAAGCCCAAGUGGACGCUCAACUGGCUGCUCAAUCUAAUGCGAAUGGCCAUCUCAAUCUCAGUGGUUUGACAACAUCUCUACAAGGUGUUACACAACCAUUGCCAACUGUUUCGACCCAUCCAGCCAGUGGUCUCAAUUUGCAACAUGUACGGGUCAUUUUUAAUUUGUAG